AUGGCCAGAGUGAUCUUCACACCAUGGAGGGAGCAUUCGCAGUUACUUGCUGUCCGGAGCCAAUUCUACCCUCCGCCUGCAUAUGACGGGCCGGACAUGCGUUCAGCAGCUUGUGCAAGGGUAGAAGCAUGGAAACUACGAGGAAACCUCCCUCACCCAGUCGAGGCUACUGCUCUAUUAACCGACGCGAUUCUACAUGAUGAUGGGAUGAAGAAUUCCAUUUUCUCCAUCAGGGCAACUUAUUCCGCUGCUUUUUGUCGUUUCGUGACGGGUCUUGUUGACUCGAAGCUCCAUGGACAGAGAAGAACCAUGUUCCAGCGGGCUAUGGACCUUGGACUUCCCGCGUCAUUUGUCGAGCUGCGCCAUGAGGCGACGCACAGGGAGCUUCCUUCUUUGGUCGUGUUGCGGAAUGCCGCGCAGAGAUCCCUUGAGUGGCUGUGGGAUUACUACUGGGCCAAGGUAGACAACAAGAACAACACUGCUGUUUCUGUUGUUCCUGGGACUGGAACUACGCGGAUGGACGGUACCUUUGAUGAUCAAUUAUCUGUCAGGACCGUGAUGCGUGAUAUGCUCAAGCAGGUCGAAGACAAUGCAGGCAAGGAACCUCCGCGGAAGAAGAGAAAGUCGCAGCAUUAUCAGAAUUCUUCGAUUGCAACACAGCUGGUUUCGGUGUGCAGGAGUUCCAGUGAAGGGUCCCUCAUCCUUUCGAGAACAUUGCUUCAUGAUUCUAUUCUGAUACCGGCGGGACGGAAACCCGGUGAGAGCCUUGAUGAUUCAUUUUCCAAGUGGGAGCAGCUUCUUCAGAUGAUCAUUGAAAAUCAUCCCACAUUCCUGACAACCUUGGUCGAGGAGAUGGCGAAGGAACUGGUUUUUACACAUUCUUCACAUUCCAACGAUGAUAAUAAUGCCUUCUGCGAAGCGAUCUACAUGUGGCUGGACCAUAUUCUGAAAUCAUCAACAUGGGAGACAAGUAGACGACUACUCUCCCCUGCAUAUAUUCUUGCUGCUGGUGACAGCGCCCCGAACCGAUGGACUAGGUUGCUCAAGGCGGAUCUAGAAAAGGGUAGCGACAAUAUGUUCUUUGGUACCAUGCCAGACUCCCAGGUGCCAGCACGAAAAUGUCAGAGCGACAAGUCUGAAUUUGUUGACAGGGUCUCGGAGGGGUCGCGUGAGCUGGCGGAGUAUGGAUGGCAGGUCCUGGGUAAAUGGGAUUGCAGGCCAUUAGGCGUGGCUUAA
Messenger RNA from Monascus purpureus, 1236 nucleotides. Lineage: Eukaryota; Fungi; Ascomycota; Eurotiomycetes; Eurotiales; Aspergillaceae. The record is from the annotation of a GenBank genome assembly.